AUGGCUGAGGAGAACGGCUUAGCAGGCAAUCCAACGGCACCGGCCGAUGGUUAUUCCCAGCCCGCCGAAGAGGAGGGCGAAGCAACCUCUAACGAGCUCCGCCACCACAAACGAAAGAAACAUUUGUUGUAUGGCGUAGCCUUUGCCAUUUUCCUAGCUGGAAUCUUCGUACUCUUCUCAAUAACAUUUACGAGAAUCCGAAAUCCCCAAAUCCGGCUUCAAUCGGCCUCGUUUAGUUCUAUUUCUUUUCAAUAUCCAGAUAAUGUAACCAGCAGCCCUUCGUUCAAUGUGUCAAUGAACGCUGUGCUGGGGAUCAAGAACACCAAUUUCGGCCCAUACAAAUACGAUAGCACUACCGUGUAUGUCUACGACACUGGUAUUCAAGUGGGGAGCGCAACUAUCCCGAAAUCGAAAGCUAGUUCCCGGUCUACUAAAAAGAUCAACGUCCCGGUAAUCCUGGCCUCGCCUACCAAUUUAUCGGCGUCUUCCAUAAUUGGACAUGAGAUAAAUGCCGGGUUAAUUUUUUUAACCAUCCAAUCCGAAUUGAAUGGAAAAGUGGAGCUAAUGUUUGGGUUAAAAAAGAAGAAAACUAUAUACCUGGAUUGCUCCGCGCUCUACGUUAUGUUUAAUGUGGGGCUCCAGACUGUCAUAUGCUCUUGA
Molecule: messenger RNA, 660 nt
Organism: Rhododendron vialii
Lineage: Eukaryota; Viridiplantae; Streptophyta; Magnoliopsida; Ericales; Ericaceae
Product: late embryogenesis abundant protein At1g64065-like
Exons: 1
Coding region: 1-660 (219 amino acids)
Source: RefSeq, a predicted model, not a curated record